Rosa rugosa (rugosa rose) is the source of this 318-nucleotide messenger RNA. RefSeq lists its product as uncharacterized. NCBI's taxonomy places the organism in Eukaryota, Viridiplantae, Streptophyta, Magnoliopsida, Rosales, Rosaceae. The transcript has a single exon. The record is from RefSeq and is a predicted model, not a curated record. Gene Ontology annotation, molecular function: nucleic acid binding; RNA-DNA hybrid ribonuclease activity. Bases 1 to 318 code for a protein of 105 amino acids.
AUGAAUUUCGAUGGUGCUACUGAUGUGAAGAAUGGGGUCUGUGGGCUGGGAGUAGUUUUCCGAGACCAUUUAGGACAUCUACGAGGGGCUAUGGCUGUUCCCCAGGUUGGUAAUAUCUCACCAAGGGCUGUUGAAUCGUUGGCACUACUACAUGGUCUCAGGUUUGCUCUACAUGUUGGUUAUUUAAGUUUAGAAGUAGAGGGGGAUGCGCUAACAGUCUUAAAUACCUUGCAUGAUGACAGUGGUGAUCUUAGUUCGGAAGGUCAUAUAUUAGAUGAAGUUAAACAGUUAGUUUUAUCUUUUACUAGUUGUAGUUGA